AUGGCAUCUCUGGGUGAGAAUGCAAAGGAUGCCGCAGUUUGGCCAUGGAGCGCUCCACAGGAAGAUGUGGUGUUGGCCCUGAAAAGGGCUAUGGGGCGGACUUGGCAGGAUGGCUGUCUUAUAGGCUCGCUGCGACUUUUGAACAAGAGCUGGAAGUCCACAGUGGACAGCGAUGUAACCUGCCUUUCGCCCAAGCCUGCCAUCAUAUCGGUGGAGGAUAUUUGUGUCUCCAUAAGUAGAUCUUUCAGAUUUCUCAAACAGCUGGACUUGUCGAAUCUUGCAAAAUUCUGCGAUGGGGCACUGGGGGAGAUGGUUUGGUCAACCAGCAGUGAAGCUCUGUCAAUAGAAUUUUCCUACGUGGUUUCUCACAAAAUUAUGGGCUGCAUAGCCUGCCUUACCCAGCUGGAAGCCUUGGACCUUUCAUGCUGCUGGCUGCGCGAUGGGAUUGGGCAGCUGGCCGGUAUGCAGAACUUGAGGAGUUUGGUGUUAUCCGACUGCACUGGCAUGGCAACCAACCGCCUGGCUGAAUUGCACACCUUGCAGAACCUGACAAGCCUUGACCUCACAGACAGCAAGGUUGUGGAUGACUGCGACCUGAAAAGCAUCGGCGCCUUUGGAGCGCUUCAAGAGUUGAUACUGGAUGGGUGCUCACAGAUCACAGACGACGGCUUGAGGCAUCUGGCGCUCUUGCCCUCUCUAAGGACCUUGAAGCUGGCGUGUUGUUUUCACCUCACGGACAGGUGCCUUGAUUCGCUUUCUGGCCUGACCCGGCUCCAAGAGCUUGACCUUGCAGAAUGCUGGGGAAUAGCAGAUGAUGGCCUGCCCUUGGUCUCAACCCUGGUAUCCUUGACAGCCCUCAACCUGAGUGGAUGCACAUCGGUGUCAGACCAAGGUGUUGUGGGGCUGGCACCCCUGACAACCCUUAAAACCUUUAAGGUGAACGACUGUAUAUGCAUCGGGAACGCCAGCCUGGCGUGCCUGGCGUAUUUUCCUUCCCUGACGAGGCUUGAAGCUGCCCACUGCGACAGGAUCAGCGAUGCGGGUGUAGCAGCCCUUAGCAGCCUUGGGUGUUUGUCGAAUCUGGACCUGAGCGGGUGCUGUCAGAUAUCGGACCACGGGCUGAAGGCCAUGUCUUCGCUGACGUCAUUGCAGCGCGUGGCUCUCAACGGCUGCAGGGGCAUUACGAACAGGGGCGUCGCAGUUCUCGUGGCCUUGAGUUCUCUCAGACAGCUGGAGGUGGGCGGCUGUGUUGGUGUUGAUAGCGGGGGCGUCACUGUCAUGGGUGGGUGUGAAGGGUUCGUGCAGGGCCACUGA
This is a messenger RNA of Ostreobium quekettii, 1314 nucleotides long. NCBI's taxonomy places the organism in Eukaryota, Viridiplantae, Chlorophyta, Ulvophyceae, Bryopsidales, Ostreobiaceae. The record is from the annotation of a GenBank genome assembly.